AUGCAUUCUCUUCUGCUCCUCCUCCCCCUGCUCGGCCUCACCCAAGCAGCAGACCCGCGUCUCUGCUCCAAAAACGGCCCCCUAUCCGGCUCAGACUUCACCCUGCAAGAGUCCGCCGACAUCGCGCACUUCGCCCCCCUGGCCGAGAUCUUCACCUCAGCCGGCAAGAACGUCUCCGUCGCGCAGGUCCUCGACUCGGCCAACCGUGCUCUCUCCGCCGGCUCGCCGCCCGUCGGCAACGGCGACCCCAAGGAAGCCUGGGCCUGGAACGACGGCGACUUCGCGACGGCCAAGUGGGUGCCGCAGGGCGUCUCGGGGUCGUGGGACGCGGACGCGUCGGGGAAAUGGGAGGAUCGCGACGUGUGGCUGGUCAGCUGGCACGAUGCGGACGACAAGAACGUGCGCGUCAGCUUCGUCGACCGCGAGAAGAAGAGCUAUCGGCAUGUGUUUCUGGUGGAGCCUAGCGCCGAUGAUGACUUUACGUCCGUGGAUGUGCACGCCGGCGGCAUCGCCUGGUACGGCAGCUUCUUGUAUGUCGUCGACACGACGGGCGGCAUCCGCGUCUUCGACAUGGGCAAUCUCUGGGAGAUGGAUGCGAUUGCCGACGGCGUGGGCAAGGCCAGCGACGGGUCGUAUUCCGCCGCUGGGUAUCGCUACGUGCUUCCUCAAAUCCGAACCUACAAAUGGAUCCCCGGCUCCGACUCUGAAUUCCGCUUCUCGUGGAUCUCGCUCGACCGCAGCGACAACACCCUGCUGGUCGGCGAGUUCGUGCGCGACGCCGCCGCCGACCCCGUCCGCUUCACCAAGUACCCGGUCGACAGCGCGACGGGCAGGCUGAAGACGGACGCGGACGGCGUGUGCGCGGCGACGUUUGCGUACUGCGUCGACUUUGAGCGCGUGCAGGGCGGCUUCUCGUACAACGGCCAGUUCUACGUGUCGCGGAGUAAUGGCAACGUGCCCAAGACCGGAGAUUUGUUUACCUGGAAGCCUGGCAGCGGGUCCAAGUUCCACGAGGGGUGGUUUAUGGCGGGGAAUGAGGAUUUGAGCUAUAAUGAGGUUAGCAAGGAGUGGUAUACGGUGACGGAGUAUGAGGAUGGGAGGUACAUUCUGGCGUAUGAUGUGUGA
Molecule: messenger RNA, 1125 nt
Organism: Aspergillus terreus NIH2624
Lineage: Eukaryota; Fungi; Ascomycota; Eurotiomycetes; Eurotiales; Aspergillaceae
Exons: 2
Coding region: 1-1125 (374 amino acids)
Source: RefSeq, a predicted model, not a curated record